Mugil cephalus (flathead mullet) is the source of this 10065-nucleotide messenger RNA. RefSeq names its product thyroid hormone receptor alpha b (gene thrab). The transcript is spliced from 10 exons. NCBI's taxonomy places the organism in Eukaryota, Metazoa, Chordata, Actinopteri, Mugiliformes, Mugilidae. Gene Ontology annotation, biological process: negative regulation of transcription by RNA polymerase II; positive regulation of transcription by RNA polymerase II; retinoic acid receptor signaling pathway. Gene Ontology annotation, molecular function: zinc ion binding; RNA polymerase II cis-regulatory region sequence-specific DNA binding; nuclear receptor activity. The record is from RefSeq and is a predicted model, not a curated record. The coding region runs from base 1436 to 2665 and encodes 409 amino acids.
GUUGACUCUCAUGCGUGCACACGUUUUUACAUGUAUCACUUUUGUGCUUCGUAAAAGAGCAGUCGCAGAAUAUUGUAUUCAGUGAGCGUGCGCUCCCGGUCUUGACCUCUGACCGCCUCCCUGUGCAGCGUAAGCGAGGCUGCUGAGGUUAGCUCAAUUACAUGUCAUGCUCGCGGUGUCCCCGGACAGCUCUUAACCUCUACGGUUGCAGCUAUGAAUGGCAUUCACAUGCGUCUGUUCCGAUAUUCCGGUUGUAUUCGUACUCCGUGUUUAUUUAGCUCAUUGUGAUGUGACCUAGAGAGAAAUCCUGCAGCUGCUGCAUGAGUACGAAGCAAUUAGAACGACUCUGCGGUUUGACAGCACCCGUUGAGCACCCGUGAUGUAGUGUAACGGCUGCGGGGAUGCUGAACGCAAACACAGCUUGCGGUAUCUGUGAUAUCUUAAAUGAUAUGCGUAAGCACAAGUGUGGGUUACCCAUUCAUUCUGGGAUUCUCGGACUGUGAAGUCGACGAAACCCAUGGGGAGUUUCGAAGCUCAACGUGGAGUCUAGCGGUAAAAAAAAAAAAAAAAAAAAAGAGCAGCUGGUUUUAAGUAGUUUUUGUUGGCAAUGUGAAACUGGCAAUGUGAAACUGCAAACCGACGGCCAACCCUCGAUGCCGCACGAACUGACAGUGCGGAGAGAGAUCAAACGACGUCAACGCUCGGCUGAUGUGUUGACGCGUCAGCGUCUCAUUUGUUUAUUUCGCCCGUUUAAUUUUUACCUCAUGACGACACACUCCCUGUGAGCGCUUGAGCAACUCUGCAGCAUAACACGAGAUAACGCAAGAUUAUCGGAGCGUAAAGUCUUACCUACUCUCAGUUCAGGUUGCAUAUAAAAAAGACCUGAAACUUUUUUUUCUUGAAUGAAAAGGCCGUAACUUUUGAACGCUUGAACGUACGGUCACAGUCCUGGACUCUGCUGAAAGGUGACACUCAGGGGCUUCUUUCCAGCGCUGACUCUUCAUUGGCUUCUGAAGGCCGGACCAGGACGAAGACAAGGCAGACGACACAACGCAGGAGACCCGGAGUGAUCAUUAACCUCACAUAAACACAUACAGUAUGACAGACUGGAUCUGACUCCUCCCUUUUUGCAUCCCCCCCCCCGAGUCCCGACAUCCUCCUCCAGCCCUGGCCCGGGGGCCAGCCGGUCCACCUUCGCCGAGCCCUCAGCAGCCUCUCUGCCUCGCAGCUUUGCGUUCGAGCCGCAACGCACAGACCUCACGGGAGGGGACGGCUUCUUCCGGAGGCGCCCCCGCUCCUCUCCCCCAGCCCCGGGGACGGGACCCUGUCAUGUUUCACUGACCGACCUCUCCCAACCGGCGAAUGACAAGUGCGUAUCCGAGGGUGGGGCUUGCCUCAGUCUCUCAUGAUUGGCUGCUGGAUGGAAUUAAGGUGAAUGGAACACAUGCCCAAGGAGCAGGACUCUAACCCAUCAGAGGGAGAAGAGAAACAGUGGCUCAAUGGCCCGAAAAGGAAGAGGAAGAACAGCCAAUGUUCCGUGAAGAGUAUGACUGGGUACAUCCCCAGCUACCUCGAAAAGGAUGAGCCAUGUGUGGUGUGUGGCGACAAGGCCACGGGUUACCACUACCGCUGCAUUACCUGUGAGGGCUGCAAGGGCUUCUUCCGUCGGACCAUUCAGAAGAACCUCCACCCCUCCUACUCCUGUAAAUACGAUGGCUGCUGCAUCAUCGACAAGAUCACCCGCAACCAGUGCCAGCUCUGCCGCUUCAAGAAGUGCAUCGCCGUGGGCAUGGCCAUGGACCUGGUGCUGGAUGACUCAAAGCGGGUGGCGAAGCGGCGCCUGAUUGAGGAGAACAGGGAGCGGCGCAAGAAGGAGGAAAUGGUGAAAACCCUCCAGAGCCGUCCAGAGCCCACCGGGGCCGAGUGGGAGCUGAUCCGCCUGGUGACCGAGGCCCAUCGACACACCAACGCUCAGGGCGCGCAGUGGAAGCAGAAGCGCAAAUUCCUGCCAGACAAAAUUGGCCAGUCUCCAGUCGCCCCCACGUCGGACGGAGACAAGGUGGACCUGGAGGCCUUCAGCGAAUUCACCAAGAUCAUCACUCCUGCCAUCACCCGCGUCGUCGACUUUGCCAAAAAACUGCCCAUGUUCUCUGAGCUGCCUUGUGAAGACCAGAUCAUCCUGUUGAAGGGCUGCUGCAUGGAGAUCAUGUCGCUCCGAGCGGCCAUGCGCUACGACCCGGAGAGCGAGACGCUGACGCUGAGCGGGGAGAUGGCCGUGAAGCGCGAGCAACUGAAGAACGGCGGCCUGGGCGUGGUGUCCGACGCCAUCUUCGACCUGGGCAAGAGCCUGGCGCAGUUCAACCUGGACGACACGGAAGUGGCGCUGCUGCAGGCCGUGCUUCUAAUGAGCUCAGAUCGCUCGGGCCUGACCUGCAUGGACAAGAUCGAGAAGUGCCAGGAGACCUACUUGCUGGCGUUCGAGCACUACAUCAACUACCGCAAGCACAACAUUCCCCACUUCUGGCCGAAGCUCCUAAUGAAGGUGACGGACCUGCGGAUGAUCGGGGCGUGCCACGCCAGUCGCUUCCUUCACAUGAAGGUGGAGUGUCCCAACGAACUCUUCCCUCCGCUUUUCCUGGAGGUCUUCGAGGACCAGGAGGUGUGAAACACAACGAGGAAGCCGGGGCACGAUGGGAGAUUAUUUUACUAUUUUUUUUUAAAUUUUUUUUUAAGGGGAAGGAUGGAGAGAGAGUCCUCUCGGCAGGAAUCUGCUUUUCUCCGGCAUCACAUUUAAAGUAUGUGGUUUUAAAACUGGAAGCAACAAUAACAGAAGCAACACACCAGCAAUAGGAGAGCGAAACAAACACCUCUUUCUCCUCCUUAUACGCACCCCUGUUUUAAAAAUCCAUGUGGGGGCCCUUCUGUCUGAGCAUAAUGUCUUAUCUAUUAAGAGUUGUAGCCAUUUGCCAAGACACGUACACAAACAUACACACACACACACAGCACAGAUACACUUACACCACCACAGCCUGUUCCACCUCAGUUCUUCAGAGCAGUGUUCGCUGCGGGGGUUCCUUACCUCUCCUUGGUUCUUUGUAGCGGUCACAGAUUUACACAUUUUGAAGCCACUGUUUCCAGCUUCGGAGCUGGCCAGCACCUCUCAGUAUUACUUCUGAAUUAGUGCUAAGGCAGUCAGUUCAGAAAAUAUGGACAAUGUUAUUUGUCACCGUCAAGCAGGCACACGCAGACACUGCACAUUGAAAUUUCAGCCGCUGUGUUAAACAUUACUUCUGGUGCAUAGUAACUGCAGUAAAAGCAGGUCCACCAGACCUAGUUAUCAGUUACUCAACUCAAUCUGAGCCGUUACAUCUGUUUUUGGAGCUUCUUCUUCAACUACUACUACUACUACUACUUCAUAGAUCCCAGUGAAAACCGGUGCUAUAUUUAUAUAAGGCUACUCCAGUUUUUUUUUUUUUUUUUUUUUUUUUUGGAAUUGUGUUGUCUACCUUGGAAAAACUUGUAAAUCAUGGCUCCAUAUCUACCUUCAGUUUUGUCAUUGGACCGGCUCCUGUGACAUACAGCGCACACACACACACAAAUACGCACACACACGCACACACACACACAGACAGACACAGACGAGCAGAUUUGCCUUGUCAUUGCCUGCGCUGCUCGUGCUAGCAGCCUGCCAUCUUAUAAAAGACAAUUAAACCCUUCUCCCUCCAAGGGAUUGUCCGUUGCGGUGAAUAAAGGAAAGAAAGAGGAGAGAGAGGGGGAGGGAGGAAGGGAUACAGUUAGAGGGAGGAGGAGAUAGAGGGAUGAAAUACGAUGUAAUAUCACGACUGUGGACUCACAGUCAGGGGUCAGAGGUAAAUCUGCCACACCCUGCCUCUAAGGAGGUCUUGAAUAGCAGCAACCACCAGCAAGACAACGAAGCUCAUCUUACAACACACACACCCUGAUUCUCUCUGUGUCUGUCCCACACUUUAUGUGACACGCACACACACACACACACACACACACACACACACACACACGAAACAUACGAACAUGAAAACACACAUCACCUCAGAGUAACGUGAAUGCCUCAUUUUACUGUAUGCACUGCACGGCAGUGUGGAUACACAGCCCUAACCUGCAGGGUUUGUACAGAGUCCUCUCCUCACGGACUCAGCUCAGUGUGGCCCCUCCAGGCUUCCAUACACAUUUGCCUUUUUUUUUACCAUGGGUGUCACUGAGAGCAGGCAAACGCCAAGAAGGCUACCAUUUACCUCAAAGUGGACACACCCCCAGGCUGGGGCAGCGAUACUGCCGCUGUGGUGUCAGACACUACCUCACCUCUGUGGACACAGGGCAGCUGCCCACAGCCUACACACAGACAUACACCAUUCAAGCUGGCGCAUGUGUAGAUUGACACACAGACGUGCAUAGUUUCUACAUCGGUGCGCACUUGGUCAUGGAAAAGACAAAACACUUGCAGAAUACACACACUCAGUGCUAUCACUUGGUUCAAAUGAAAUACCACUGAAGACAGGAGGGCCGACCAUUUCCCCUGGAAGGUUUUCACCGACUCCUCCAGGGAAUGGUACCCACCACUUGUGGGUUAUCUCUUUUUUUUUUGUUAUAUGGGACCAAGUGUCAUCUUUUUCCGAAAUUUGGAUUACCCGUUUCCGCGGAGAGCGGAAGCCGACUCACAGGAUCAUCGAAGGACGGUGUGGAUGUGCAGCCCAGCUGACACCCGCCAAAAGCAAGCAGGAGGAUCGAUAAGAGAGUAACUGAAAACCCAUGCUGGCCGCGUCCAUCGAAUUAGCAUGCAUAGAGAGAGGGCAGUUUCCGUCUGCAAUCGCGGCGACGUUCCACAGUACACUUGAUACAUGUUUUCAAUGAAAUAAGCUCUUUCUUGUGAAAUUUGCGGUGCGUCUGACAUGAAAAGAUGGAAUGUUCUCAACCCGAAAACGAACAACCCCACGGCUCUUUUAGUCUCGUCCAGUUUCCCGGUGCUCGCCGCUAUACCUGUAGAAUCUCACGUCCAGUAACCCACGAGCAGAUAUCGCAAGCGUGCUCCGCCAAAACGACCAUUCAAGAAUGUUGAUUUGAUUAGAGAAGCCCGCUCUGUUCAUUCCAAUUCCAGGGGGCCAAGCCACGUCUAACUGGGUUUACCACUCUUACGAGAAGAGAAUGAAAGAAAUCAGAGACUAAGAAAAGUCAUUUUAUAUUCUAUCCCAAGCAGUAGUUCUUACUGGGCACUUGUAAAGGAUUGGGUAACCUCUCAGAAAGUACCUGAGCGGAGGGGGCGUCAUGUGGUCGAGAUCGCGGGCAAACGUCACGGGCGGCCGCGCCUCACUGCUUUCGAAAAAUCCGAGCGCCGCUGGGAGGAGGAGGUAGGAACUGGAGCGCCACCUUUGGGCACAGUGGUGUCGCCUGGUCCGAAUCCCUUCCUCUAACGCACCUCCACUCCCAGAGAUCCGUCACCCCUUCUACCCUCCACUACUCCAGCCCUAGACAUUGCCCUUUUUGUGGAGCCUAGCUCAGAUCGGGGCCCAUCCCCAUUAUAAGAGACCCCACUCAGCCAGACUGAUGGGACUUUUUGCACUACUGCAGUGGUCCUCCCCAUUCACCCCCUCGCCUGUACGGUUUAAUUGGCCCUUCCCUCGGUAUUGCUUAUUAGUUUUCCCCGACCAAAAGUCUCCCUAAAUUGGUUUCCUAAGCUGCUCUGUGUAACAGAGGCUGGAAGAUGCAGUGGGCUCAGUCCCAAACCUGUCCUGUUGUCAGUAUUAGACCAACAGCACAUAACGAGCCCAAAACAGGGCGGAGAGAAAUCUCCGCACGGAAGAGUUGGGAUGGCCGAGUAGCACUUGUCCUUUUGUCCCCGUAGAAUUCAUUGUCCCGUCGUCCCUCUUAUAGCAAUAUCAGCCCACUUUUUUAGAUUCUGAGCCCCUCCCCAUCAAUCAUCACCUCCUCUUUCCCACCCACUCACCCCCUAGCUGUCCCACCCACCCACUCACCCCCAGGUUCGGCCCAGAAUCGUCGACACCAAACAGGAUCCAGGCCUCUCCCUUGUGAGACAAGGCUGGCCAUGACUGCCCCCUAGGGCGGCGCCACCGAAUGUAUGCGAACGGGCGAAGCAGCAGCGAGAGACUUGAGUGCGAGAAUGCGAGGAUGCGAAGAAGAAAGCGUGGGACAGGAAACACAAAAGCCAGAGGGCCCUCGGCCCUCACUGCCAUCGCCGACGCGGGUGGGAGCGGGAAGAUGUGGCCGGUUGUAGAGACGAUGUUAACACAAAACGCGCGGAUGACCGGGAGACGGAGAUGUAGGGAUGUCUCCCCCCGGGGUUCCACCCCCACCCCCCAACCCCCCCGACACAGCCCCCACACGAACCCCCCUGCUCCCACGCCGGCUGACAACCCCAAAUGCCCCCCCACCACCCCCCACCCUCCUCAGCUCCCUCCACAAGGAUAACCUCCGACUUUUCAAACGGUGAGGAUCGGGAAGCGAUCCCACAUUCCAGAGAUGCCGGUUUGGAAUUCCAACACAUCUUUGUAAAAGAACUGAAAAAGAAAAAAAUAAUCGAUGUCCUUUGUUCUCGUGAGCUGACUGGGUCUAUGUGUGUAGGGGUUAUAAUGCUGCUUUACCUUCUGAGUCUGAUUUAGAUUAAGAGAAAAAAAAUAUAUAUAUGAAAUGAUUAUAAAUCCAUAAAACAAAAAUGAAAAGAGAUGACUUUAAAAAAAAAAAGACUCCUGAACAAAUUUAUUGGAGAUUGUUUUUUUUUCAUUCUAUCAUUGUUUUCUUAUAUUUCUGUUUGUUUUUUGACGCUUAAACUGCUCUGUGUAAAGGAGAAAAAAAAAACAGCUGUAGUCACUUUUUGACCAUGCGUGCAGUGUAACAUAGAAAAUAUUUCACUUCUUUUUCACAUCUAUAGUUUGUGUUUAUAAGCCAACUGAUCUGUGCGUCUGUGUGUCUGUCCAGUUGUCCGUCCCCUUUUAUCAGGAGGAAUUUACAACCAACAAAACAGGAAUUUUAUUAUUUUCCAUAUACAUAUAUAUAUGUAUACAUAUAUAUAUGUGUAUGUAUAUAUAUUGUUUUUGUUUUUUGUUUCUUUUUUUUUUUUUUUUUUACAAAUACAACUUUGGAGAAAAAAAACAAAUAGAAAAAAAUAAUGCAACAUAAAACUGAAAAUGUGGAGAAAAAAAAACUGAAACACAAUCUUGUCAUACCUCACGCAACACAAAACUCAAAGGAACUUGGGAGGAGUCAUAUUUUGCAGGCACAUGUGAAAGUUCAGAGAUGCAUAUAUAGAUUUAAAAAAAAUAAUAAUAAUAAUGUACAUGUUAAGAUGCUAUGUGCUUGUGUGUAUGCAUAAGUUACAAAAGGAGGCUUCCCUCAACCUUUGGCGCCCUGUAUCUUAUCGAUUUGGCUCCCAGGUGAUGGGCGACGCGACGUACAUGCGAGGAAAAUGUCUGGAGAAUCCGCCUGCCGACGCGCGUGCUUCUCCGACAUCGAGGCACGCUCUAAAGACAGUUAGCUUGUGAACAAUGUGAAUGGCCCAGAGACUGAGGGAUUCUGCCUUUUGUAAUGGCUGAGUGUUUUAUGGUAUUGAAUGUAGCUGACAGGAGGGGGCUGGACCUGAGCCCAGCACCCACGACCUAACUUCCACACACCAGCAGAGAGGAUAGUGGUGUCACGUAGACGUUACAAACAAAACCAACAAAACUGAGAAUAUAUAUUGCCCGUCUGCAAGGUGCAAUACUAUGUUAUGUACUUUUGUAUGUUUUGAUUUUCUUUUUUGUUUUCUUUUGCCCAUAACCAAGGAUGUAAAUACAAAAGAAACACUCAAGAGUCAUUGUAAAAAGGAAAAUUUAACCGCUCCAUCCCACUGUCUUGUAAGCAGAAGAAAAAGUAACGUGUAAUGCUUGUUACAUCUUUAUGUGUGCGCCCUAUCACAUGUGCAUGCGGAUCCAUAUUCAGAAGUGCCCCGUGACAUUAAUCAUAAACCCUGUGCCUCCUCUUGUUUGCAAAAGAGAUGCAUUCCCCUCAUAAGUUCACGACGACAUGCUACACACGGAUGACUACAGUUUUUGUGUGUGUGUACGUGUGUGUGUGUGUGGUUGUGUGUGUUCACCUAUGGUUCUUCCAAACUACUGAUGUGGGUGUUGCCAGCGGCCACGGUAGCUGAAGGUCAGCGGGGGCAGUGGGGCUGUUUUGUUGAGCUGGGGCGGGAGGUGGGAGGUGGGCGGUGGAGAUAUGAAUAGAACAUAAGGAGGUCGUUAUUUGCAAAGCAAACAUGGCCGCUGCACACCCACAUCGUAGUUGGCGAAAUCUGAAGUUUAUUGGCUCAUUUGUCCGCCAUAUCAGUGCCUCCAUAAAACCAGCCCGGAGAAUCUUGGAACGUCGGCCUUUGAAUGGGAGCGGUCCGAGAAAUAUCACUUUACCGCUCGAGGCCCCGUUUACACACUGGUCGGUUCGGAUUCCCGUGUAGCUGCACCUAAAAUCUGGUCGAAAUGCGUCGAAUCCCAAUUAGGUUUCCUGAGAUCUGCCCAAGACGCACAAAAUUAAAUGCGAACAGGCCCUUCAGCGGUGACAACUCCUUGAACUGAGUUCUAGAUUUUCAGGUCGCGCCACUCAAAGCUUAAAGUAAUUUCGGUCGACGCCAACUGAAAGAGGAGUCGCUUCCAGACCGCAUGUGGAGCUUUCGAGGCUGGUUUUACGGAGCUACGUAGCCCAUUCCUCCAUAGAUCCUUGGUUUUUUCCUCACAUGUUGACACAUUGGCAAGGGUGCAGAUUGUUUGUAAUGUCUUUGGUUUAAUGGUUGUGUUUGGUCCCCCUCUAUGCCAAAUGUAGAGUUUGUUAAGACAUGCAAGUAGCAGGAUGUCUAUGCAAUCGCCCUCCAAAUCCCUCCCGAGAGACGAGCUCGCAGUAACAACGAGGAGCCGGUCUCGGUCAUGAAAUCCAAUUCGGCCUGGCUUGAAUUCCAGAGGUUCUUUGCUUGACCCAAAGACCCUUGCUACUUCGUGUGGGCAAGAGCCCCGGACUGUUGGAGCGAGCUUGGCCUCCAGCCCAGCCCAGCUCAGCUCGCUGGCAGUCUGGGUCCCAGAGAAGUCGGAGGGGUAACUGGGGAGGUUGUGGAGGAUAAGAAUUCUAUGAGAUGUGCUGUUUUUGUAAAACUGCUCAGAAAGUGGUGUAUGUGUACGUAUAUGUGUGUUGUUUGGAGGUUUGGGCGCUACUCAUGUAUCUCUAAUGCGAUGCUCUCAUUGUUCGGUGUGUUAAGGCCACAAGAGUCUCAAAUUCCAAGAUUCAGACCAGCCCCUGAAUUCAGUAACUCUGGAAUAUGGGUGUGAAGCUUUAAUCUUUGUAUCCUGCGACCAAGUUAAUGUAGUAGUAUUUGAAUUUGUCGAUGUCCGUACGUGGGUUGUAACGUAGCAUAGGAAAGUUUACUUGACCUCUGCUUUCGAGGUGUGAGGGCAGAGUUUGGCCCGAUUGCAAUCAUAAAGUGAAAGGAGAAAAAUAAGAUAUUGCCCCAUUGAGAUGGUCACCUAGAAUAUGCUGACCCUCUAUUUUACUUGAGCACUUAACUUUAAAGCACUUUGAAUGGCCCAAGCUCACUGUAAGUGAACGACUCUUUGAACAUAAAUAUUGUGGCAGUGUAAAAGGAUAUAAAUUGCACCCAAGCCAAGUGCCUUUUGCACCAUUUAAUGUUUUUUUUUAAAAAAAUUCGCUAAACCCGAAAAAUAAACCAGUAGUCUCGACUAGUUUAGUUAUUUUUCAAAGAAGUGCAAUAACUGCGUGAAUGAAUCUUGUUGCGUAAUUCUUGACCAAUCAGAUCUCUUUUUUUUUAUAUAUAUGUGGAAAUAGUGCACCUUUCAAUGAGAGCAUCAGCAGGACCCGGUCCACACACACAGACACAGACACACACACAUGCACACACACAUCCACUGACCACUUUUUGUGACUGGGUAAAGGAAGCUAUUGAAGGAUUCUCUCAGGUAAAAAAAAAAAAAAAAAAAAGGAAAAAAAAAUUACAAAAAAUGAAAACAAAAAACAUUUUCUAAUAAAUGAUGAUGAACCUUA